Musa acuminata AAA Group (dessert banana) is the source of this 633-nucleotide messenger RNA. Its product is annotated as PRA1 family protein F3-like. Gene Ontology annotation, cellular component: endoplasmic reticulum; Golgi apparatus. The transcript has a single exon. Bases 1 to 633 code for a protein of 210 amino acids. NCBI's taxonomy places the organism in Eukaryota, Viridiplantae, Streptophyta, Magnoliopsida, Zingiberales, Musaceae. The record is from RefSeq and is a predicted model, not a curated record. Gene Ontology annotation, biological process: vesicle-mediated transport.
AUGGUUGCAGUUAUCUCGUUCUCACCUAUUUCCAUCUUUCUCGUCUUUCGGCUUCAGGAAUCUCUUCUCCUCCUCCUCCCUCCAAUUCCUUCACCGGAAAUGACGACCUACGAGACGCUCCCGAUCUCCACCUCCUCUCCAGGCUUCGUAUCGCUCACCACGUGGUGUCCCUGGCGGGAGCUCGCCGACGUCCGCGCCCUCGGCCGCCCGGCCGGCCUCGGCGAGGCCUACAUUCGGAUCCGAACCAACGCCGCCCGCUUCUCCAUGAACUAUGCCAUCAUCGUCCUCCUCUUCGUCUUCCUCAGCCUCCUCUGGCACCCUCUCUCCCUCAUCGUGUUUGUCGCCUCCAUGGCCGCCUGGCUGUUCUUCUACUUCCUCCGGGGCGAGCCCCUCGUCGUCCUCGGCUGGGUUAUCAGGGACCGGGUCGUCCUGAUGGGCCUAGCGGUGGUGACGCUGGUUCCGUUGCUGAAGACCAACGCGACGGCCAACAUACUGACAUCGCUGUCGGUCGGCCUGCUCCUGGUGGUGGUACACGCGGCGCUGAGGCGGACCGACUACGCUAUCGUGGAGGCGGAGGGGCCGUGCUACGCCGCCGUCGGAUCUGCUCCAGCGUCUGUGCAGUCUUCGAGAUGA